This is a messenger RNA of Musca vetustissima, 2187 nucleotides long. Its product is annotated as angiopoietin-2-like. The record is from RefSeq and is a predicted model, not a curated record. NCBI's taxonomy places the organism in Eukaryota, Metazoa, Arthropoda, Insecta, Diptera, Muscidae. Bases 1 to 2187 code for a protein of 728 amino acids. The transcript has 16 exons.
AUGAAAAUCAAAGCAAUUCUUUUAUUCGUAUUAAUUGUAUUACAAAUACUAAUUGGAAAUAAGGCAGACGACAAUGUCGUUGCCUCCACCGUCAGUACCCUCCUCAAGAACGACACCACAACGGCCACCAAUGACGACACAGCCAUCCCCGAAAACACCACUAUCAUCUCCGACGACGACACCACUACCACUGAAGAAUAUUAUAAUCCCUAUGAAGACGAACAACAACUGUUUCUGUGGAGUGAUUUAUUUCUAAAAGUGAAUGACCUAUUGGUGGAGUCGAAGAACAUGAACAGUGAAACGAAGAAAAUGUACAACGAAACGAAGGAAAUGCACAGCGAAAUGAAUAAACUAAACACCAAUCUGUUGGAUGUGACUCAGAAAAUUGAUGAUUUGACCAAAAGGCAAGGGGAACUGGAAGGGAACGUGGCAAAAAUAGUGGAGCAACAAAUGUCAUCGAUGAAUGUCACCCUGAUGGAGAGGCAAGAGGAACUGGAAGGGAACAUGGCAAAAAUAGUAGAGCAACAAAUGUCAUCGAUGAAUGUCACCUUGAUGGAGAGGCAAGAGGAACUGGAAGGGAACGUGGCAAAAAUAGUGGAGCAACAAAUGUCAUCGAUGAAUGUCACCUUGAUGGAGAGGCAAGAGGAACAGGAAGGGAACGUGGCAAAAAUAGUGCAGCAACAAAUGUCAUCGAUGAAUGUCACCUUGAUGGAGAGAAUUGAUGAUUUAACCCAAAGAAAACAUAUUGAGACUUUACGAAAUUGGACAACAAUUGUCAGGCGCAUGAACGGCUAUGUCAAUUUUACCAGGAACUGGCGAGCCUAUAAAGAGGGUUUCGGUAAUCCACCUCACGGCGAAUUCUUCAUUGGCCUAGAUAAAUUGCAUGAAUUGACGACAGCCGUUCCAAACAUCGAACUUAAAGUGAUUUUAAGAGAUUCGUAUGGUGUGGAACGUUACGCCCUCUAUGAUGGCUUUAACAUCGGAAAUGAAGCCGAGAAAUAUCAACUCAAGGUACUGGGCAAAUACAGUGGCACUGCUGGUGAUUCCUUGGAAUAUCAGAAAGGUAUGAAGUUUUCUACCUUCGAUGAGGAUAAUGAUAAAAUAGAUUAUGACGACAACAUCGUUGCCUCAACCGUCAGUACCCUCCUCAAGAACGACACCACUAUGGUCUCCAAAGACGACACAACCAUUCCCGAAAAUACCACUAUCAUCUCCGACGAAGACACCACUACCUCUGAAGAAUAUUAUAAUCCCUAUGAAGACGAAUAUCAACUGCUUCUGUGGAAGAAUUUAUUUCUAAAGGUGAAUGACCUACUGGUGGAGUCGAAGAACAUGAACAAUGAAACGAUGGAAAUGCACAGCGAAACGAAGGAAAUGCACAGCGAAAUGACUAGAAUGAAUAGCGAAAUCAAUAAACUAAACUCCAAUCGGUUGGAUGUGACUCAAAAAAUUGAUGAAUUGGCCAAAAGGCAAGAGGAACUGGAAGGUAACAUGGCAAACAUAGCGCAGCAAAUAUCAUCGAUGAAAGUCACCCUGAUGGAGAGACAACGACAACAAGAAAUCGAUGUGAAGAAUAUACUACAGAUCGUUUCGAAUGUGAGUGCCACCAUGAACGAGGAGGUCAGGAGGAGAAAAAACCUUGACACUUUACGAAAUUGGACAACAAUUGCCAGACGCAUGGACGGCUCUGUCGAUUUUUACCGUGGUUGGAAUGAGUAUAAAGUUGGUUUCGGUAAUCCACCUCACAUCGAAUUCUUUAUUGGCCUAGACAGAUUGCAUGAAUUGACGACAGCCGUUCCAAACAUCGAACUUAAAGUGAUUUUAAGAGAUUGGGAGGGUGAGGAACGUUAUGCACUCUAUGAUGGCUUCCAAAUCGGAAAUGAAGCCGAGAAAUAUGAACUCAAGGUACUAGGCAAAUACAGUGGCACUGCUGGUGAUUCCUUAGCAUAUCACAAAGGUAUGAAGUUUACUACGUUCGAUGAGGAUAAUGAUAACGCAAAUAGUAAUUGUGCCAAGGUUUGGAAAGGGGCUUGGUGGUUCGGUAACUGUUCGUACAGUCGUCUAUUUGGACCAUAUAGAAAAGGAGAGAAUAUAAAUUCAGAUGGCAUUGCAUGGUUUCAUUGGAAAAAUACUUAUCAAUAUUCAUUUAAAUAUGUCGAAAUGCUCAUUAGAGCAAAACCGGCAUAA